Messenger RNA from Gopherus flavomarginatus (Mexican gopher tortoise), 2589 nucleotides. RefSeq names its product surfactant protein B (gene SFTPB). Gene Ontology annotation, cellular component: lysosome. The record is from RefSeq and is a predicted model, not a curated record. NCBI's taxonomy places the organism in Eukaryota, Metazoa, Chordata, Testudines, Testudinidae. The transcript has 11 exons. Gene Ontology annotation, biological process: sphingolipid metabolic process. Bases 8 to 1192 code for a protein of 394 amino acids.
UGCUCGAAUGCUUGAGCUCAGCAUGGUUGGGUCCCGGCUCCUUCUGCUCACCCUACUCUGCGGAGGCUCAGCCCUGGCUGGGAGCCCGUUGGCCCAGCAGGGCUGUGCCGAGGGCCCAACUUUCUGGUGCCAGAGCCUGGCGACGGCCAUGCGGUGUGGUGCAGUGAAGAUCUGUGCCCAGGCUGGGUGGAACCAGGCUGCUAAGGAGGACAUGUGCACGGACUGCAGGCAAAUCAUCACCAUCCUGACCCGCAUGGCCAAAGAUUCAGCCUUCAAGGACAACAUCCAGAACUACCUGACCCACGAGUGCACCCUGCUGCCCCUGCACACCCUGGUGCCACAGUGCCAGAAGGUGGUGGACACAUACUUCACUCUCUUCAUCGCCUGCCUGGAAGGGCAGAUCAAACCUGCCUCCAUCUGCGGCAGGCUGGGCCUGUGCCCCACGGACCCAUCACAGGACCAGAGCCAGGACAAGUGUGUUCUCCAGCUGCUGCAAGGUCUCCACCUGGACCUUCCCGAUGGUCAGACCCAGGGAGGCCACAGCAAGGACCUGCCGUUCCCACUCCCGCUGUGCUGGAUGUGCCGCUCCUUCGUCGGCCGGAUAGAGUCCACCAUCCCCAAGGGGGCCAUCGCCAAGUCCAUGUCACAACUCUGCCAUCUCCUGCCGGGCAUCAUCGGUGGCAGGUGCCAGUCCCUAAUGGAGAAAUACACCACCACCAUGCUGGACAUGCUCCUCAACAAGCUGGGCCCGCGGCUGAUCUGCGGGAUGCUCCUCAUGUGCACCAUGGGGGAGAACUGCAGCCCAGAGCCACCCUUGGUGCCGCUCCUUGCCCAGAGCGCCGAGUGCCAGGUCUGCAUUGCUGUCAUGGGCCUGGCGAAGUCGACCGUGCAGGCGAACAGCACUGUGGCAGAUGUGGAGGUGGCUCUGCUCAGGGCCUGCAGCUGUGCCCACCUGGGCUGGCAGGAGUGCAAGAGCUUCAUGGAGCGGCACUGGCCCCAGCUGCCGACCUUGCUGCCAAAGGUCUGGGACCCCCAGAGCAUGUGCCAGGAACUGGGCGCGUGUGAGGCUGGAACGGGCCCUGCUCUUGGACCUGAGGGCUGCAUGCUGGGACCAGCCUACUGGUGCUCCAGCCUGGAGACUGCCAAGCAGUGCCAGGCCAUGCAGCACUGCCAGGCCCAUGGCUGGGCAUAGCUGGAGACACACCAGGCUGCUGAGCCAACUCUCCCCUGCCUGCUACCAGCCUAGCCCCUCCCUCUCCUCUACCCGGGCAGCCUCCGCUUUCAAUCCCCCCCCUCCCCCGCAAGAGUGAUUUCCUCUCCUCUACCCCCCGCCAGCCUUGGCUGUCCACUCAGUGCUGCUGGCCCGUGCCUGUGCUCUGCCCCAGGGCGUGCGACACCAGGGGUAAUGCCUGCAGCUCCAGCACUGCUGGGAUAGCCCUUGGGCAGGACCACGGUGGCUUAGAGAGAUCUCACGUGGCCUCCUCGCCGAGGAGACGCCUGCCUUCAGAACUGGUCAGCUGAGGCCAGUGCGAGCAGCCGGGCUGAGAUUCCUGUGCUGAGCCGGAGCUGUCAUCACACAUCCAAGGCCCCUGGCUGCGCUACACCUAGACUUGCCAGGACAGGCCAACCCCACCGGGCAGCUCCCGCACAUGCCUAUGAAGAGGGUCCAGGCAGCGUUUGGCACAUGCUGCAUCUCCCAGGCAGCCAUGGCCUGAAACCCAGCUGAGAUCCAGCUUCAUGCUGGGACCUCGUUUGCAAGGUGGACUGCACCGUAAAUAGGAGGUGGGAGAGAACUGGCCAAGCUCCUCUCCCAGCUGCUGAGUGCUCCUCAGAAAGGGGGAGCUUACACUCCCACUGCCAGCAAUGCCAACCUGACUGUGCCCUUCACAGGCCCCCCUGCGAGGGCAUGGCUGCUGCAGGGAGGACACCACCCCACCCCCACCGCACCCCGAGGGGCUGGGCAGAUCCCAUCCCUUGCUGGGAGCAGGACACAGUAUUUCACACACCUGCAGGAAGCAAAUUCUAACUGCUUUGCUCCUGCACUCCUGGGUCAGCAAGGCACCCGCAUGUGAUGCGACCACCUCGUCCCCUCCCCUUGCAAAGUGAGCAGCCUUCGAGGGAUGUAGCCUCUGCAAAAAUUUGGCACCAAGAUUUUUAACACUGCGUUCAUGGGCUGAGGCGAGGGGGAGGGGAGGGAGUUAAGACACAACACACACUAUUCCCUGCCCUAGUGACACUUAGAGACUGCUGCCCUGCUGGCCGUGGGGCUGAUGGUGCUGUCUAGUGUACAAGAGAAGGGUCUCAUGGCAGCUGAGUCACAGUGAGAACCACACGCUGGCUUGGCUCCCACAUCAGAAGAUGUGCUUCCCCCAGCUACGAGCUUCGCUGCAGUGAUAAAGCCACAGCAGCCUCUGCACACCGAUGGCACAUCUGAAAUGGCCCCUGCCUACAACGUUCAGCUGCUUCAGGAAACACCCCCUCCCCCAAGGGUCAGCCCUCCUGGUCCCCCUUGCUUGGUGUAGCGGGUGAAUGCUCCGGCUUGCUGUAUGGACAAAUGUACCUGACAAAUAAAGCUUUGGAUUCACACUG